CAUAGGAAAAGUUUAAAUGCAAAACUCAGAAUUUCAAUAUAAUGAUCAGUUGCUUCUCAUAAUUCGUAAUGAUCAGCUCAAUAAUUCGUGGUAGUGUUCCAAAAGUGAAUACAUUCUUUUCUAUAUCUUGCAGAACGAUGUCGUCACGUUAUCUCAUUGAUGAUCCAAAAUUUUCAUUCCUUAAAGAUUUGGGAAUAAAAAGAACCAAUAAAGGAGUUUAUAAUGGAGAAUGGUGUGGAAAUGGAGAAGUCACAAAAACAUAUGAUCCAGCGACCAAAGAGGUUAUCGCUGAGGUUCAAAAUGGAAAUGUCGAGGACCUCAAUAACUGUAUAAAAAUAGCAGAUGAUUCUUAUAAGCAUUGGAAAACUCUUCCAGCACCAUUCCGUGGAGAAAUUGUAAGACAAAUUGGUGAUGAGCUUAGAAAGUAUCGCGAGCCAUUAGGAAAGUUGGUCUCACUUGAAAUGGGAAAAAUUCAAGCUGAAGGAAUCGGUGAAGUUCAAGAAUUUAUUGACAUUUGUGACUAUGCAACUGGACUCUCACGCAUGUUUGCUGGACAAGUCUUACCUUCAGAAAGAAGUCAGCAUGUGAUCAUUGAGAAAUGGAAUCCACUUGGUGUUGUUGGUGUUAUUUCAGCAUUUAAUUUCCCAAAUGCAGUGUUUGGAUGGAAUGCAGCUAUUGCAAUGGUUGUUGGAAAUUCAGUCUUAUGGAAAGGAGCUCCAUCGACACCACUUAUUUCUAUAGCCACAACUAGAAUUGUAACUGAAGUCUUAAAACGCAAUAAUUUACCACCAGUUGUCACAUUAUGUCAAGGUGGAGUUGAUGUUGGCAAGAAAAUGGUAGCUGAUGAUCGUGUUAAGCUCCUCUCAUUCACUGGGAGUACAAAUGUUGGCCGUGAAGUUGGUGUAGAAGUACAAAAAAGAUUCGGAAAAGUUCUGCUAGAACUUGGUGGAAAUAACGCAUUGAUUAUCAAUGAUGAUGCUGAUUUUGAUAUGGCACUUGAUGCUGCAUUCUUUGGAUGUAUUGGAACAGCAGGACAGCGAUGCACAACAACACGUCGUUUAAUUAUUCAUGAGAAAAUUUAUGAUGCAUUUUUAGAGAAAUUGAUUUUAAGAUACAAGGGACUCAUGAAACGAGUCGGACAUCCACUUGAUGAAGCAACAAUUUUGGGUCCUCUUCACAAUCAACAAGCUGUUGAUGCAUACACAAAUACAAUCAAGGAAGCAACUAAUCUUGGUGGUAAAAUUGAAGUCGGUGGAAAUAUCAUCGACCGUCCAGGAUAUUUUGUGGAACCAACUAUUGUUACUAAUCUACCUCACGAUGCACCUGUCAUCAAGAGAGAAACUUUUGUUCCAAUUGUUUAUGUUUUAAAAGCUAAGAAUUUAGAUCAAGCAAUUGAAUGGAAUAAUGAGGUAGAGCAAGGUCUUUCGUCAGCAUUAUUUACUAAAAAUAUUGGAUCUACAUUCAACUGGAUUUCUGAAAAUGGUUCUGAUUGUGGAAUUGUAAAUAUCAACACAUCUCCAUCAGGCGCAGAGAUCGGAGGUGCUUUUGGUGGUGAAAAGGCAACAGGAGGUGGUCGCGAAAGUGGAUCAGAUGCAUGGAAACAAUAUUGCAGACGAUCAACCAUUACGGUCAAUUAUUCACAACAGUUACCAUUGGCACAAGGACUUGUAUUUGAAUAAAAGUUUUAUGUGAAUAAAUUUUCUGAAAUUCACCAACUCAA
Molecule: messenger RNA, 1720 nt
Organism: Chironomus riparius
Lineage: Eukaryota; Metazoa; Arthropoda; Insecta; Diptera; Chironomidae
Source: the annotation of a GenBank genome assembly